Molecule: messenger RNA, 1755 nt
Organism: Copidosoma floridanum
Lineage: Eukaryota; Metazoa; Arthropoda; Insecta; Hymenoptera; Encyrtidae
Source: RefSeq, a predicted model, not a curated record
UUAAAAAAGGGAUGCCGAGACUCGUCGGCCGUCAGAUUCGUUGAGAUCAUGGCGCGCAACGAUGUGCUGUGCCUCCUCGCUUGUUGUUUAUCCGUGAUUGUGCACCUGGCCCGAUGCGAUGCAGAAAUCCUUCGAAACACACCGCCACAGCUCGGCCCUGCCGGACAACCCGGUGGCGAUCAGAUCCAAGGAAGGUUCUUGCCUCCCUUCUCGGCCAGCUUCUCACUAGGUGCCGGCGACAACGCCCACUCGUUCAGCGUAGCCGGCGGCCCCGACGGCAUCGGCCUCUCGCAGAGCUCCUCCCACGGAAACCCCGACUACUCGUCGAGCCAGUCGUCGUCCCUGGCUGCCGGGCUGAGCGGCAUCUCCGCCUCGGACGCCAACGCCGUCUCCGCCAACCAUCCGGUGUACGGGCCGAGCGCCCACGCGAACGGCAACUCCUUCUCCCUGGGACAGGCGUCGUCGGCGGCUCACGGCGACGUGGUCAACGGCCAGGCUGUAACCGGUGCCCAGUCCUCGGUCGGCUCCACCCACACCCAAGCUGCCUCGAGCGCCCAGAACCACGUGCAGCGGCCUGGGAGACCGGCUUGGACCAACGCCCCACCGAGCUACGCCACUGGAAAUCCAGGCUACGACAACUACUACCACCAGAACUCGAACCGCAAGCCAGCCAUCACGAUCAGCGUGAGCGACCAACCGAACCGAUACGGUCCGCGGCCCAGCGGCGGUUGGUACGAGGUACCGGGCAGCGAUGGGAACUCGGGUCUGCCGGAACUGUGCCGCGACAGCUGGUACAGGGACCCCCGGUGCAGGGGGCCCCGAGUGGUGGUGAACAAGCCCGAGUACGGUCACCAGCGGCCCUACUUCGAGACCAACCGAGACCCGAGGGAGGGCGUGCAGCUCGCGGUCGGGUCUUCCGCUCAGUCCGGGGGAUUCUCCAUCGGCCAGUCGUCGCACCUGGGCAACGAGAAUCGAGGCCCGGGCUCGUUGACCGUCAACCAAGUCCAGACGUCCGGUGGUGGCCAAGCUCAGGCCCAGGGAAGUUCGGGUAUCGGUUCGGGCUCGAGCUCCGGCUCGGUAGUGGCGAGCUCGCGUCCCGGUGGCUCCUCACAGGGGGCGAGCAUGAGUUCGGUUUUGUUCCCGGGGCCCAGCUCUCACUCGUUGCAGCACUCGAACGUGCCCCCGGAGUUCGUGAGGAGCGGCAAGAAGUUGAAGAGCCACAAGAAGAGGGACGAGCAGGGUCCGAUCGAGGAGUUGCUUGCCCAUCUGUCGGAUACGAUUCACGACGUUUUUGAUUACUGAUGGUUUCAUAUGGGCGUGACAGUGCGUCUGUGGGUUCAUCGCUUUCGAUUGGCCGUCACAGCUGAGCUUGCGAAGCUUGUUGUUUUGUGUGAAGCCGUUCCCAUGUAAUUUUGAAGCGGGUGAGAGUUGAAAUUGACGUUUUAAGGUAGAUUAUAUAGGCAUCGCGAAGACGUAUCAAGUAUUACUUAAUUUAAAUUGUUUGUGAAGCAUCACGCAUGAUCUUGCGGAGUCUUUGUAGUUGUUUUUUUUUGUAUGUGUGUGUAUGAAGCUCAAUCUUUUUGUAACAAAUAUCACAAUAUAUUUUUCAUCCAAGUGUCCAUAUGUAGGUAGGCAAUAAAUCAUAAUGUGAAAUAUUUCAAAAAAGUCCUUUUUGCUAAAUCAUUUUGACAGUCGCAGGAACUAUAAAGUUUACAAAAACAACAGAUUUGAGAUCUUUUAUCGACUUAAACAAGA